GUUUAACAGAACACUCCAAGUGGGUUUUGUCUCCUAUUGCAGUUGUAUGUCGUCACACUGAGCCAAAGCAUGGAUAAAGCACGUUGAAACAAAGAAGGCUGAGUUUAGUCAUUAGGAAAACUAUUAAGUCACUGUCCCAUUGGAACACCCAACUGCGCCCAAGACCCAACCUCCGGGCUGAUGAUUUGAGGUUGUCCUGAAGAAUUUGGAGAUGUACAUGGUCUCCGUGGUGUGGUCAGACGACAACAACAUCCAGAUUUACAGGACCAUCGAGGACUUCAAGAAAAUGCAUAAGCAGCUAAAGAAAGCGUUUCCGGCCACCAAAAAAACCGAGAGAAGCGUGCCCAAGUUUCAAGUCACAAAGAAGGCGAAGGCGAACCAGAAGAACAGCCCCGCCAAAGCCCUCCAUUACCUGCAGCCCUUGCAGACGUACUGCAAUAAACUGCUGAGCUCCGACGUGCAGAUCAACCAGUCGGUUCACCUCAUCCAGUUUCUCCACCCCAAAGACGCGGAAGUGGAUCCCGAGUACUCCAAGAACGGCGUCGUCAUCAUGCCCCCCGAAGUCCCGCGAGGCGAAGUCCUGAGCCCCGGUGGCGGCACUGUGACUCGGCCGCAAACGUCCGAGACGUACAGGUGCUUGUCCCCCUACGAGACCAAGGACACCAAGAACAAGCCGUUCAAGGUGGCGCUGAAUGAGAAAGUGGACGUGGUCAUCAAAGACAAAGCAGGGUGGUGGCUUGUGGAGAAUGAAUACAAGGCCUUGGCUUGGUUUCCCGCGCCGUACCUGGAGAAGCUGGACGAUGAACCAGAAGAGGAUUGUAUCGACGGACUUCCUCAAAGAGGACUUUUGUACACCGUCACCAAGAGCUACGAAGCCACCAAAGAUGACGAGAUAACAGUGAGCCUUGGUGCAGUGGUCGAGGUCCUGCAGAAGUCUGAAACUGGCUGGUGGCUAAUCAGAUACAAAGCCAAGGCUGGCUACAUCCCGACCAUGUAUCUGAAAGCCCAGAACAACCGCACUUCGCAAGUGCGAAGCCCCCGUCAAGAGUCCAUCAGUCCCACCAGUCCCUCCCUCCUGUCCCCCACCAGUCCCUCCCUCCUGUCCCCCACCAGUCCCUCCCUCCUGUCCCCCAUCAGUCCCUCCCUCCUGUCCCCCAAAAGCCUGGACGUACAGUCGCAACAGUUGAGCCGCUCCCAAGAAAACAUUUUGCGGGCGUUUCCCCCUGCCAGGUCCCCGUCACCCAAGACCCUCCAACCAGCGAGCAAGAACUUGUCCAAAUCGGUCGAGGUCCUGAGUAAACCUCAACCGGCCCUGCCGGUUCAAACUGUCACCCAGCGGGUCAUCGCCCCGCCUCCCCCCAUAAAACGCAUCCCUACGCCCAUCAUCAAGGUGGAGAGCAAAGUGGACGACGAUCAGCGCCUAAGCCCCGAGGAGGACAGCGACAGAGAGUUCACAAGCGACAGCGACUUCAGCAGCGACGAACUCAGCUCCUCCUCGGCCAGCACGGUCUUGAACCUGAGUAUGAGCUGCGACGACUACACCCUGAGGCACAGCCGCACCCCUCCGCCACCGUCCAGGUACAGCCUAAGCCCAGACGGCAGCCUAGAGGGCAGACUCACGCCCAGUGUCUCGGAAUCAAACAUCUUUAAGAGCGCCAACGGGGUGCCGAAGGUGCCGCCCAGGCCUAAUCACAAGGACAUCCUAAUCCGCUGCACCACCGUCACGCGCAAGAACGCAAACAGGGCUGCGAGCCCAUCACCCACAUCCAUAGAAAGUCGGUAGACCACAAAGUCAAAAACUGUUCCAUGUCCAUUUACUUGUUUUGUAGAUUAUUGUUAUUGUAGAUGAUCACUAUCACUUUUCCAGUCUCUUCUGACACUAUUUUCCAUACUGGAAAUGUAUUGUGAAGUGUAUUAAUUCACUCAUAUCAUGUUCUAUGUUCAUAAUCAUCUUGGAGAAAGCAAACCACCAAGUUGAAGUAAAUAGUGGUAAUCCAGUUUGAGCACAUGAUAAGAUAAGGCCCCUUAGUUUGAUACUGGCAGGUGGAUUGGAUCACUUCUCGUAGGAAGGAGGCCCUAAUUGGGACUUCGGAAUGCAAAAGUGAUAGCCCUAUCCUUGAGAAGAGACUACCUGUCUAGUUCAAACGCCAACCUUUAAGUUAUGACUUAAAGCAGUUGUUUUCCCAGACAGACUCUGGACGGCCAUAUAAUAACAAAUGUUAUUUAUAAAGCACUUUUCAAGACGCUCAACGUUGGUAAAUAUAUAUUUUUUGUGUGUGUAAAGAAGGAUCUGUAUACUUGGAACAAAUAAAAGCAUGGUUAAAAAAAACUAGGCGGUGAACAAUAC
Entelurus aequoreus (snake pipefish) is the source of this 2347-nucleotide messenger RNA. It is a transcript of the gene noxo1a, whose product is annotated as NADPH oxidase organizer 1a. NCBI's taxonomy places the organism in Eukaryota, Metazoa, Chordata, Actinopteri, Syngnathiformes, Syngnathidae. The record is from RefSeq and is a predicted model, not a curated record. The coding region runs from base 212 to 1783 and encodes 523 amino acids. Gene Ontology annotation, biological process: superoxide anion generation. Gene Ontology annotation, molecular function: protein binding; superoxide-generating NADPH oxidase activator activity; phosphatidylinositol binding. The transcript has 9 exons.